Messenger RNA from Haliotis rufescens (red abalone), 2892 nucleotides. RefSeq lists its product as uncharacterized. Lineage: Eukaryota; Metazoa; Mollusca; Gastropoda; Lepetellida; Haliotidae. The coding region runs from base 520 to 2154 and encodes 544 amino acids. The record is from RefSeq and is a predicted model, not a curated record. The transcript is spliced from 6 exons.
UUACAGAUAAAAGUAAAGUGACUCAUCUAAGAUUCAUUGUUAAGUUUAUUUAUUUAUAAUGAUUAUGACAUCAUCCUUGAAGCUUCGUGACUUGGUACACAAUGCAAGUGCACAUUUAAUCACGUGACCGGAAUUCUAUUCUCGAGUGAUAAGCAUCGAAAAGGACACAUCUGCUGCACUUAUCCAAGCCGUUCCGAGGAGAGCGCCCGUAUGUCGAGUCCAACCUCGCCCUGUGUCCCUUGACAGACGUUUACCCAAAGCGGUCGAACAGUUCAGUUAUGACACUGAGAUAUCCUGUUUGUUUGGUUAGGACAUCGUCGGUAUGAUGAGUGUGGGGACAGAUCAGCGCCAUGCACGGCAACAAGUGGACAGAAUUAGUAUAACACUGGUCUCUUUCCAAGUCGCGUGUCCUUGUGCCCAUCAUUCACAGGUGCCGACGGCAGGAUAAUCAGAGGUCCUCGAACGAGGAAUAGUCACCGAUCAUCGCCUGACCGGACCCACGUUGAAGGCAAGAAAGACAUGACAACACCAAUUAUCCCGCUUCUUCCAUUUAACCCACCAAACUAUGACAUGCAGCCAAGACAGUCAAUGACGGUACCCCGCGUUACCAUGACGACAGCUAUCACUGUGGGCUGCAUCAUCACUUCUUGCAUCUUAAUAGCAGUGCUUGUGGCCGCCAUACUCAAACAAAAACGAUCCAGAAUGCAGAGGAAGGGUAAAGAUUCCCCUACCAAGGGAGACAACCCCGCUGGUAACACAGAGAAGCCAUUGGUCGACGCCGACAUCUACUCUGAGAUCGAACCUAAAGGUUCGUCUUGCUGUUUCUGCUUUUGUAAGACGUCGACGUAUUCCAUGUCGCCGAACGACACCGCUGACAACAUAUAUGCUGAAGUUCAGGACGUGAAACCCUACCCAACCCCAGGCCCGGCGAAGGAAGUCAUAUACGAAACACUUGAUGGCAAGGAAUGGUCAAGAUCAAGACAAAAUUCGGACACGUCCAGGGAAGAAUCUAAAGCUGCGCCCUUCAUCUAUGAUCAUUUGAGUUUCCAGGAACUAGAGAGACUGAACAGGGAAAAUGGGGAUUUGGAUACUGAAAAGAAAACAUUGAAGAAAGUUGAUGCUGAUCAACCGUCCUGUGGGUAUGACCGUUUGGACAGAAGUCCUCAGAACUUGUCAGCAUCAGAUGGUCUGGACAAUCCGGACGGUAACAAUAACAGCUUGGUCCGACGUCUCAGUCAGCGACAGAUUCUAAAGAAACUCUUCGCAGUCGACAUAGAAGGCAUACAACGCAGUAGACUUUCACCAACGAACAGUCAGGCUUCUUCCAACAAAGAUUCAGCUUCUCAACCUACAGGUUUCGUACCAGCAGUUGGGCACGAGUACUUUGUCCUGGAAGAUGUCUGCGAACUCCGCAACGACCGACGUCCCAAGCCUCCCGUCCCUAUCCGGACGUGCUCCCUCAGGUCCUCUCUACACGGGGACAGGUGCGUCAGCAUACCGCGAGGGCGUGGCCACGGGGGCGUGGACAAUGGAAGAAGGGUCAGGUCCUUUCCAGAACGCCAGGGCUGCUUUCGUUCAAAUGAAACCCCUGAUACAAUCAGUGUCGUUUCUUCAGAAGCUGUGUAUAAUAUUUCAAGUGGACAUGCUCUGAGAUUCAGCUCCCACUCCCGUCCUAUAGAAGCUGAUGUUAGUUUGAGGAGUCCAAGAAAUGAUUACUUUGUGCUGGAGCCUACAUUUACAAAUUGUUCUUCGUCUUCCCGGAGCUUUGCUUCUCAAAGUGACAGCCAGUCCGAUGACCGGGAUAACGUCUCGACAGCAUCUCGCCAUCUACCCAGAAAUGACUAUUUUGUGCUGGAGUCUGAAACGGAACAAACAGUUUCAAGAGGAACGACAUUUCGUAUUGUGGAAGGAGAUGCAUCCGCUGGGGACGUUGUUCGUCGUCCCUGUAGCCAAACAGGACACGGUGCAGUGCAGGGGCAGAGGGACAGCUACGGCGUAACCGUUGUCAGGUUACUUGAUUCCGGAAAUGACGACACGUCUCGUGACAGUGAGGAAAGCUUAUACGACAGGCUUCGAUUUAAAUCUGUAUCCCACAAAACGAAAAAGGAGUAUCGACCAAGAUUAUUAUCAACUCCAAACAACAUUGAGUUUUGAUUGAAAUACUCCAGGCUCCUGAUACUGGGAUGAUUUUAGUAAUCUUCUAACACCUCAAAAUCAGCGAGUUACAAUUAACUUUUACCGUGGUCAUCAGGCCCCGUCUCUUCGUAACACGAGCCACAGGCUACGCCAUAAGUUGUGCCCAGCUUUACAAUAACUAAAGUUGAAUCCCCGAGUCAAGUAGCUUUGUAUUAUACGCAUACAUAUUUAGAUAUCACUAUUCAAAAAUGAUGUCAAUGCCACCAUAUAUGCCAAUCCUAAUAUAUUUGUAAAUAAAUGCAAGACAAUAGCGUUAAAUUUACCCCUUGACCUACAUGUUUACCUUUGACCUUUUAGUCCUCGGGAGAUCUGAAAUCUGAGUAUAUGAUAACCAUAUAAGGUCAAAACAAAUAUGGAAUCUGUCAUGAAACCCUAAGGUGACACUACCCACUGAACGCCGACGAUAGUUGAAGUGACAUUUGGUUCAUGAGUUAAACGAUUAUAUUCAGCCACAAUCCCAUUGCUCGUUUCACAUUUAAUAAUGCCUCGACAUCUUGACCCUUUUAGCGUACACCUGGUGUUAUCCGCAAUCGUUAGUGAUCCAUUUAUAGAGAAUUUUCAUCGCAGUUUCGCCCAAUGGAAUCUGAUUCCAGACUGGUUAUUCUCUGGCGUUGAGUGAGUGAGUGAGUUUGGUUUAACGCCGCUUUUAACAGUAUUCCAGUUAUAUCACGGCGUGUCAGCUUAAUGUUGGAGGAA